This is a messenger RNA of Labeo rohita (rohu), 872 nucleotides long. RefSeq names its product natural killer cell receptor 2B4-like. The coding region runs from base 12 to 872 and encodes 286 amino acids. The transcript has 5 exons. The record is from RefSeq and is a predicted model, not a curated record. NCBI's taxonomy places the organism in Eukaryota, Metazoa, Chordata, Actinopteri, Cypriniformes, Cyprinidae.
CAGAGCUCAAAAUGAAAAGCUGCGUAAUGUUUCUUUAUUUAUCGUUAUUGAUCAAUGGUGUGUUUGGUGAUGAGACAGAAGUUGUUUCAGUGAUGGAGGGGGAUUCUGUCACUUUACACAGAGAUGUUGAAAAUCAGAAAGAAGACGUGAUAGUAUGGAGUUUUGGACCUAAAAAUACUCUAAUUGGCAAAAUCAUUGGAAUGGCCGUUAGCACCUGGAAAUUUGAGAGAGUGCAGCCAGACAGUCAGACUGGAUCCAUCACCUUCACAAACAUCAGUACCACAGACUCUGGACUUUAUCAUCUAAAGAUCAGAAAGAAAAACAAAGUUUCAUACAAGACAUUCAAUGUUACAGUCUAUGAUAGUCUCUCUGUUCCUGUCAUUAUCAGAGACUCUUCACAAUGUGCUUCAUCAUCUGAAUGUUCAUCAGUGUCCAAAUGUUCACUGCUGUGUUCAGUGGUGAAUGUGAGUGAUGUGACUCUCUCCUGGUACAAAGGAAACAGUUUAAUCUCCAGCAUCAGUGUGUCUGAUCUCAGUAUCAGUCUCUCUUUACCUCUGGAGGUUGAAUAUCAGGAUAAAAACGCCUACAGCUGUGUGAUCAACAAUCCCAUCAGCAACCAGACACAACAUCUGAACAUCAGUCAGCUCUGUCAGCCAUGUGCAGGUUCUUGUCUUCAACCCACACAUUUUCGAUUGUUUUGGAUUGUAGUGAUACUUUUUGCCGUAUGUCUAAUAAUUGGAUCUGUGAUGUGCUUCAGGAAACAGAGAGAAGGAAAUAAAAAAGGCAAUUUUUCAAAAUUGGGGUAUGCUGAAACAGUUCUGACCAUCAAAGAGGAAGGACAUAUCUUGCAGGAACAAGGAAGGAAGAUGUAA